This is a messenger RNA of Coregonus clupeaformis (lake whitefish), 1826 nucleotides long. RefSeq names its product retinal outer segment membrane protein 1a (gene rom1a). Bases 569 to 1588 code for a protein of 339 amino acids. Gene Ontology annotation, biological process: visual perception. Gene Ontology annotation, cellular component: membrane. Lineage: Eukaryota; Metazoa; Chordata; Actinopteri; Salmoniformes; Salmonidae. The record is from RefSeq and is a predicted model, not a curated record. The transcript is spliced from 4 exons.
CUAAGACUCUCCAGACGUCCAACAUUGUCCAAAUCUAUUGUGUCUCAGCUACCUAAGCAUGGGCACACAGGUGCUAAAACAGGACUGAAGGGGCACCUUCACUUUCUUUCAUCACUUUUUGGGGGGAUCAAGUAGGUGAACUUUGACACACCGCCACUAACAAAUCCAGGAGAUACCAAUUAAGAUACAACGUUCAGUAUUUUGUGGCUUUUAUUUCUUCCCACCAUUUUGGUCGGAUUAUUCCUUAUUUGCUUUUGGAUUACAAACCCAUCUUUCUCCUACAAUAAUCAUUUUACCGUCUCUCCUUUGAGAAACACUCAUCGGAAUCAGUUAACUCCAUCUCAAAUUCUGAAUUCUACCUGUUGCACUUCAAGUUUUUCCAGACUUACUCUUCUUCACCUUUGACCUUACCGACCCUUUCCAGGUCGCCUCUCUCAGAUCAUUCCAGCAGUCAGUCACUGCACUCUCCUCCUUCCCCUCUGAUCCAACUCAUCAUCCCUUCAUCACCACAUUCCUCAUUUAUUUCUCCCAGUGACCCUCGGAGCCUCCGUGGGCUCCCACCACCACCAUGGUGCUGAUGAAGAUGAAGUUCCCUUUCGAGAAGAGGGUGAAGCUGGCCCAGGGUCUGUGGCUGCUCUCCUGGAUGGCCACACUGGCCGGAGCGUUCACCUUCACCCUGGGCUGCUUCCUCAAGACCGAGCUCCGCAGGAGGGCAGAGGUAAUGGACAACACAGAGAUCCAUGCUGUGCCCAACACCCUGAUGAUAGUGGGUCUGGCCUCUCUGGGUAUCAACUACUUCGCAGGGCGUAUGUGCCAGGAUGCGUUGGACGCCGGGCGCUUCCCCCGCUGGAAGACCUUCAUGCAACCCUACUGGGGUGUCUCCCUCCUCUUCACCCUCCUCAUGCUGACGGCCGUGAUCAUGAGCUACGCAAUGAAGGGGAACCUGGAGUCCUCCCUGAAGAUCGGUCUGAAGAACGGCAUCCGCUUCUACAAGGACACAGACACCCCUGGCCGCUGCUUCCAGAAACAGACCAUUGACCGCCUGCAGAUGGAGUUCCGUUGCUGCGGAAACACCGACUUCAAGGACUGGUUCGAGGUCCAGUGGAUCAGCAACCGCUACCUAGACUUCAGCUCUAAGGAAGUGAAGGACCGUGUUAAGAGCAAUGUGGACGGGCGUUACCUGUUUGACGGGGUCCCUUUCAGCUGCUGCAACCCCAGCUCCCCAAGACCCUGCAUCCAGGACCGCCUCACCAACAACUCAGCCCACUACAGCUAUGAGCACCAGACCGAGGAGCUCAACAUCUACAUCCGCGGCUGCAGGGAAGCUCUGGUCAACUACUACAUGGGCCUGAUGAACACUAUUGGUGCUGCGGUGCUGUCCGUCUUCCUGGUCCAGUCAUCUGUGCUGGUAAGUCUGCGGUACCUGCAGACAGCCAUGGAGGCGGUGGCAGGGCAGGAGAACACUGAGAUUGAGACCGAGGGGUACCUGCUGGAGAAAGGGGUGAAGGAGACGAUCAUGGAGUAUGUGACUCCUGUGCUGGUUUUUCUUCAGCUGAACCAGGUGGGCAGUGAGGACGCUGAAGCUUAGGCGACCCCCGCCAGAUAAAGUGGAGAAAUCUAAAUGUUUCAGACUGGGUGUUGUAGGGGACAAACUUGGCAUUUUAUUGGGUGAUAAAUAAUCUAACUAGACACUGAUCAAUUAAUCUGGUAUUUCUUUGACAUCACAAUCCAUUUUAAUGCUGAUGUAUUUCUAUGUUUAAUGUUUUAACCCUAAAUGCAGUGUUUGCCAAACUCGGUCCUGGGGACCCCAAGGGGUGCACAUUUUG